This is a messenger RNA of Guyanagaster necrorhizus, 2134 nucleotides long. Its product is annotated as GTP-binding protein 1. Bases 34 to 1959 code for a protein of 641 amino acids. The record is from RefSeq and is a predicted model, not a curated record. Lineage: Eukaryota; Fungi; Basidiomycota; Agaricomycetes; Agaricales; Physalacriaceae. The transcript is spliced from 15 exons. Gene Ontology annotation, biological process: translational elongation. Gene Ontology annotation, molecular function: GTP binding; translation elongation factor activity; GTPase activity.
ACGCUAAUCAUUGUCAAUUUGACUCUUACCAAAAUGUCACUUAACAAGGGCGACGCUACCUCGAAAAUGACCAGUCUGCUCUCAUUUCAGACCGAAAUAGAAGACAUCCACAAUCGCGAAUUGGCUAAACGGCGACUCCAGGGAGCAGCAGCCAUGGCGAAGGAGAAAAAGAACAAAGAUCCUCCGUCUAGGGGCAAAGGGAAAGCCGACGAAUAUAAGGAAAACAAGGAUCCUCCGCCUAAGGGCAAAGGGAAAGCUGGCGACCAUAACAAAAUCAUCAUUCCGGGCGAGCAUGCUGAUGGCACUGGAUUCUCCGAGGUAGAGGAGAAGAUCUUUACUAUGUUACAGUCUAAUUUGCUGAAUGACUACGAGUCGGCGCGAGAUAUGAUUGCUGUCUUGAUUACUCAAAAUUAUGGUGAAUAUGUCUUACGAAUUGGAUCACAACCACCCCACGCGUUACUAUUCUCCGGAGAGCUCACAGACUCGUCGGAUGGAUGGACAGGACCCGACAAGACUCCGGAAGACUUGGACACCUUGCGGCAAAAGAUUACUGAUGCUGUGGAGGGGAUUGGUGGUAAGGUUUCUGUGCUCUGCGAAGUUAGGACCGGACAUCCACGUAUAUCGCUCCUCCUACGGCUCCCCCCUCCAAACGUUUCUCUCACUCCCGAAGUUCGAUGUGCCGUAGUGGGAAAUGUGGACAGCGGGAAGUCUACCACCUUGGGUGUGCUGACGCGCGGUGCAUUGGACGAUGGGAGAGGUCGGGCGCGAAUAGCACUCUUUCGACAUAAACACGAGAUUGAAACUGGCCGGACCUCCAGUGUUGGAAUGGAGAUCCUUGGUUUUGGACCUUCGGGCGCCCCGAUCCUACCUAGCACCGCAAAUUCUUCUGAUCCAGACGUUAUACGAAGAGAAAAGUUGGGUUGGGAAGAGAUUUCUAUACAAGCUGCUAAAAUUGUCUCCUUCAUUGACCUUGCUGGCCAUGAGCGAUAUCUCAAAACUACUCUCUAUGGACUAACAUCUGGCGCCCCUUCCUGCGUCAUAUUAAUUGUCGGCGCUAAUGCGGGUUUGAUUGGAAUGUCCAAGGAACAUUUAUCCAUUGCAUUGGCUUUGAGUGUACCGGUCGUCGUUUGUAUCACCAAGAUUGACAUGACCCCAUCCAAUGUGGCUGCAGAGACCAUCAAACAAGUUGUCAAGAUACUAAGGAGCCCCGGGUGUCGCAAAAUACCCGUUUUCGUGAAAUCUUUUGAGAUAUCCGUUGAAAUUGCGACUUCUUUCGGAAAAGACAAACUCUGCCCUAUAUUUCAAGUGUCGAAUGUCACUGGAGAAGGCCUUGACUAUGUCCGCACAUUCCUCAACCUGCUUCCUUCGAGUGAGGCGGACAGCGAAAAAUUUGCUGCGAAUCAGCCUCUAGAGUUCUCUAUCACUGACGUGUGGUCAGUGCCUUAUGUGGGCACAGUCGUAAACGGGAUCGUGAACAACGGUAGCGCCGAGACUGGUGACGCAGUGAUGCUGGGGCCGGAUUUUAACGGGAAUUAUUUGAGCACCGUCAUCAAGAGUAUGCAUAAGAAAAGAGCCUCGAUAACGACGGCUGAGGCAGGCCAGUGUGUUGCCUUCGCCCUGAAGCGGGUACGAAAAGCGGAUAUCCGAAGGGGGAUGGUUUUGGUGAGCAAAUCGGAGUCACCUCCCCGUGCUAUACGGCAAUUUGAGGGACAAGUCCUCAUUCUAUACCAUAACACCACGCUGCAAAGAAACUACCAGGCCAUGCUACACUGCGGCGCUGUAAGGCAAACGGUGAGAAUCAUAGGAAUGGAUCAUCCCCAAGGAGUUCUUCGAACGGGGGACCGUGCUACGGUGCAGUUUGAAUUCAUUUCCCACCCCGAAUUUGUGAAAGAGGGAAUGAAACUAUUAUUCCGAGAGGGUAAGACAAAGGGUCUUGGGGUCAUAACACGGUUAUUAUAGCGUACAGGUCUGAAGUUGUAUCCUGUUUAUAGGUAUGUAAAUGUUGUACAACCCAUUUGUGAUGGACACUGUUGUUUUACUUCAUUCGGGUGCUGUCAUGUAGAUGACCGUUGUGUAUUUUUGUUAUGCUACAUUGGCCCUGCCUGCCGUUGCCAAGAGAUUUGAAAUAUGAUCC